UAUAAGAAAAGGUCCUCUACUUUGACGCUGACGAUCAAAUCAAGUAGAAAAUAAAACUAAUUUAGUUAAUAUAUUAUUAUUAUUUAACUGCUAUCAUCAAAAUGAUACCGAAAAAGAUGACAGUGAGAGAUGCUCACAUAGUGAAAAUAGCUGUUGAGCGCGAGAAUCAUAUGGCACAGCUAAUAAAUCUUGAUCAAAGACACCCACUGGCAAGCAAGAUUCAAGAAAUAUGCAAUGGAUGGUCCAUUAGCGAUCAUCAGCACUAUGCUCUACAGUUCUGUGAGACAAACAAUAUGAAAUAUGUGACCGAAAAAAAUCGUAAUGAGAUUAAAAACGGCUCUGUGCUCCGGCUACAGUAUUCACCCUCGAAGACGGCCAGCGAUGCUCUCGAAACAUUAAUUAAUGGUAGCACUCAUGACAAGGCACAACGUCUGAAGGAAUUGACAUCGCUGAGCAUGGAUCAUACAUUUGCACUGGAGUUCAUCAAGGAGAAGGGCUUGGAUAUAUUAAUCAAAAUGAUUGAGGAUGUCAACCAGAAGGAUGAAGAGAUACUCAAGUACAGCCUGGCUAGCUUUGUGGAGCUAAUGGAACAUGGCACUGUGUCCUGGGAGGUACCAGAGAACUCUUUUGUCGCACGCAACAUUGAAAUUGUGCGCAAUUUCCAAAAAUAUCCCACCAAAUGCGGCGAGAGUGCGCUUUCGAAUUUGGAGAACAUUGUACAGAGCAGCAGCAAGUAUGUCCUGGUCGCAGAAGAUAUCAAACUGCAGGACUUGCUGCGUCUACUGCAGGAGGUGAACUCUCCUGUAAUGCGUCAGAAUGCCAUUGCACUGUUAAAUGCGCUCUUCAUGAAGGCAGAGGAGCCCCGGAAGCGUACGAUUGCCCACACAAUCAGUGCGAAACAAUAUCGUCUGGCGUUAAUUGGAAACGGAUUGAGCACCGAGAUGACUCAUCAGUUGUACGUGCUGCAGACGCUGACGCUGGGCUUGCUAGAGAAACGUAUGCGCAUGAAAAUGAAUGCACAGGAUCAAGAUGCCCACGAGAAGAUCAAGGAGCUGCGUCGGAUUGCCUUUGAUGAUUAUGCGGGCACUCUCAGUCACAACGAUGAGCAUAUCCGACGUGGUGGCAGCGGCAGUGGUGGCGGUGGCUCCGGCGGUGGCAAUGUCAACUUUUCUCAGUACUACAAGAAACUUGGCUUCAAGUGCGACAUCAAUCCGGCACAGGACUUUAUCGAAACUCCUCCAGGUAUCUUGGCGCUGGACUGUAUGGUUUAUUUUGCUCGCAAUUACACUCAGCAAUACACGAAGAUUGUGCACGAGAAUUCGUGCCGUGCGGAUGAGCACGAGUGUCCCUUUGGUCGCACCUCGAUUGAGCUCGUCAAGGUUCUCUGUGACAUUCUGCGUAUUGGGGAGCCUCCAGCGGAGCAAUCGGGUGACUUUCAGCCCAUGUUUUUUACUCACGAUCUGCCCUUUGAGGAAUUCUUCUGCAUUUGCGUCAUCACAUUGAAUCGCACCUGGAAGGAUAUGCGCGCCACAGCCGAGGACUUUCAGAAGGUAUUCAGCGUAGUGCGCGAACAGAUUCAGCGCACUUUAAAGCUGCGCCCUGAGAAUUUGGAGGACUUUCGCAGCAAGAUUGCACUGCUAACCUAUCAGCAGAUAACAACGCUACGGCAGCAGGAACGCACCUCAAAGGAGGAAUGCGACUCUACGGCUUCGGCUAUUGUGAAACUUAAGGAAAAAAUAUCUCCGCAAAUUGUGGAGCUGAUUAAACAACAACGUCUCUCAUUUCUAGUGGAAGGCACACGUUUUUCAAAAUAUUUGCGUGGCACACGCACUAAGGAUAAGUUCUGGUAUGCACGCUUAUCACCCAACCACAAGGUUAUACAUUAUGGCGACUGCGAUGAGAAGAACAUACCGACGCUGGAGGAGCUGCCAAAGAAGUUGCCCAUUAUUGAUAUCAAGCAGCUGUUGGAGGGCAAGGAGUGUCCACACAUGAAAGAGACGCGCACACGCAAAUCACAAACAGUUAAUUUAGCAUUUUCCAUCACGUUCGAAAGCGUGGAUCACUCAACGCUAGACUUUGUGGCGCCAGAUGAAAGCGUCUUUAAUUAUUGGACGGAUGGCAUCAAUGCCUUGUUAGGCCAGGAGAUGUGCAGCAAGCAAAAGAAGGAAGACUUCGACACGCUGCUAUCCAUGGAGAUCAAGUUGCGACUGCUUGAUACUGAAGGCGUGGACAUUAGCAAGGAUCCGCCGCCAAUACCAGAAGAUCCCGAGAACUAUGACUUUUGUUUCGAAAGCUAAACAAUGCAGUAUUGUUUUUAUUAUAGUGUAAUGCAAUAACCAAUCGUUCCAAAUCUAAUUUUCAUGCAUCCCACACGCCCAAGAUACAUACCAAAGUGUACCCAUUAUAAACAUAUAGCGAUUAUUUCUCUCCGAUCUGAGUUUUAGUAUUACCUGUGCAAUUUCUAACCGAAUGAACAAAUGGAGUGGUCACUCGCAAAUCGCGAUCCCUCUGCUUAGCCAUUUAGUAACCAUUUUACAUACAUUUUUAUUAAUUAUAUUAAGUAUAUAUAAUAUAGAGAUUCAUUAAAUACAACGUUUUAUACAUAACAAUUUUGUACAAAAAAAAUUAAA
Molecule: messenger RNA, 2630 nt
Organism: Drosophila innubila
Lineage: Eukaryota; Metazoa; Arthropoda; Insecta; Diptera; Drosophilidae
Gene: Ced-12
Product: engulfment and cell motility protein 1
Exons: 4
Coding region: 102-2297 (731 amino acids)
Biological process (GO): actin filament organization; cell motility
Cellular component (GO): plasma membrane
Source: RefSeq, a predicted model, not a curated record